CCUCGUCCACAAUCAACCAAAGGACCCAGUUUGGAGUCGUUACCGCCUUUGUCAACCGCCAUCCAUGCUCAUCUGGAUGGAGAUAUGCGCAAUCGACUCAGUGCGUUGGAGCCCAAUCCGGAGGAGCUUCUCAAAGAGAUGCAAGAAAUGGAUGAAUUUCAGCACACUAAUUUGGAACUGUUUGUCAUUUUAAACUCAAUGGAACACGUAGAUAAAGCGAUCAACGCCGGAUUCAGUGUGAACACAAAAGGAAAAGGUGGGUACACAUUGUUACACUAUGCAAACAUGUGGAAUCGACCCGAGUUGGUUCGUUAUCUUUACACAAAUCACGCGGAGCUGUUCCCCGGGAACAACUUGAAUGAAACACCUCACAAUUUGUCUGAGAAAUACGAGAACAAGGCCUCGAAUGAGAUGAUGCUUUGGGCCGAAUGUCGACAGGAUUUUUAUGCGCUACUGGAACAAACACGUGGUGUACUGGCGGGGGCAGACAAAGCGGAAUUUACAAAAGAGGAGAAGAAAAUGCUGGAGACCGCUUGCAUCGACGGGGAAAGUUGGUUAGAGAAAACUCGAGAUGCUUCACUGAGUGCUUUGCGCACGAAAAAGGAACACAUCGAGUUGAUUGUGGAGCCCUUCUUCAGACCAAAGACACCAAAACACACGUAG
Echinostoma caproni is the source of this 663-nucleotide messenger RNA. NCBI's taxonomy places the organism in Eukaryota, Metazoa, Platyhelminthes, Trematoda, Plagiorchiida, Echinostomatidae. The record is from the annotation of a GenBank genome assembly.